Ficedula albicollis (Collared flycatcher) is the source of this 2912-nucleotide messenger RNA. RefSeq names its product thioredoxin reductase 1 (gene TXNRD1). The record is from RefSeq and is a predicted model, not a curated record. Gene Ontology annotation, cellular component: mitochondrion; cytosol. The transcript is spliced from 14 exons. The coding region runs from base 216 to 1715 and encodes 499 amino acids. Gene Ontology annotation, molecular function: flavin adenine dinucleotide binding; glutathione-disulfide reductase (NADPH) activity; thioredoxin-disulfide reductase (NADPH) activity. Gene Ontology annotation, biological process: cell redox homeostasis; cellular response to oxidative stress; glutathione metabolic process. NCBI's taxonomy places the organism in Eukaryota, Metazoa, Chordata, Aves, Passeriformes, Muscicapidae.
UUCUCUCGAGGAGCGCAGCCCUCAUAAAGGACGUCUCUCCAGACACUACGUUAUUUAUCCUUUAUUUCACAGGCGGAACCCCAAAGCUGCGAGAAGGGCAGCACGAAGCAGUGGCAGAAACUUCCCAGCCAGUUGUUCCUGUACGGGAGAAACAAACAGGAGAUCAUGAGAGUACAUUAAAGACACAUAAGGAAGAAGAGAAUCCUCAGGAAACAAUGGAAGUGAACGGGCUUAUGCCAGGGCUGGAUUCCUAUGACUAUGAUCUCAUUGUCAUUGGUGGAGGCUCAGGAGGUCUGGCAGCUGCCAAGGAGGCUGCCAAAUAUGGAAAGAAAGUCAUGGUGCUGGACUUUGUCACUCCUACACCUCAGGGAAGCUCAUGGGGUCUUGGAGGAACAUGUGUAAAUGUGGGCUGUAUACCUAAGAAAUUGAUGCACCAGGCAGCUUUACUGGGACAAGCCUUGCAAGAUUCACGCAAAUUUGGGUGGCAUUUUACAGAAGAAGUCAAACACAACUGGAUGACCAUGACAGAAUCUGUUCAGAAUUACGUUGGGUCACUGAACUGGGGCUAUCGGGUUGCACUGAGAGACUCGAAGGUCACGUAUGAGAAUGCGUAUGGAGAAUUUGUUGGGCCACACACAAUUAAGGCAACAAACAAAAAAGGCAUUGAGAAGCUGUACACAGCUGAGAGAUUUAUCAUUGCCACUGGUGAACGACCACGUUACCUGGGUGUACCUGGAGAUAAGGAAUAUUGCAUUAGCAGUGAUGACCUUUUCUCUCUGCCUUACUGUCCAGGGAAAACCCUGGUGGUUGGAGCUUCCUAUGUUGCCUUGGAAUGUGCAGGAUUUCUUGCAGGCCUUGGAUUAGAUGUUACUGUAAUGGUGAGAUCCAUUCUCUUAAGAGGAUUUGAUCAGGACAUGGCAAACAGAAUUGGGGAGUAUAUGAAGGAACAUGGAGUCAACUUUAUCAGGGAGUUUGUGCCAAUCAAGGUUGAGCAGGUCGAGGAAGGAACUCCUGGAAUACUGAAAGUUACAGCCAAGUCCACAACGGGGGACCAAAUCAUUGAAGGGGAAUACAAUACUGUGUUGCUGGCAAUUGGACGAGACCCAUGCACAAGAAAAAUUGGUUUGGACAAAGUCGGAGUGAACAUCAAUGAAAAAACAGGAAAAAUUCCUGUCAAUGAUGAGGAGCAGACAAACGUGCCAUAUAUCUAUGCUGUUGGAGAUAUCCUGCAGGACAAGCUGGAGCUCACACCAGUGGCAAUCCAAGCAGGAAGGUUGUUAGUUCGGAGGCUUUAUGCUGGGGCAGCCACUAAGUGUGACUAUGUGAAUGUUCCAACUACUGUAUUUACUCCUUUGGAGUAUGGAGCCUGUGGGUACUCUGAAGAGACCGCAGUGGAGAAAUUUGGGGAGGAAAACAUUGAGGUGUACCAUAGUCAUUUCUGGCCACUGGAGUGGACUGUGCCAUCCAGAGAUAACAACAAAUGCUAUGCAAAGAUAAUUUGCAAUAUUCAAGAUAACGAGAGAGUCAUUGGUUUCCAUAUCCUUGGUCCAAAUGCUGGAGAAGUCACCCAAGGAUUUGCAGCUGCUAUUAAAUGUGGGUUGACAAAAGAACAGCUGGACAGCACCGUAGGAAUUCAUCCUGUCUGUGCAGAGGUAUUCACCACCCUGUCCGUGACUAAGCGUUCUGGUGAAAACACCACUGUGAGUGGAUGCUGAGGUUAAAUUCCCCCAUUCUUGCUAUUGCCAGAGACUGACUUUCAUCACAGUGUCUGACUCCUGCAAUUCAGAUCAAAUGUUUUGGGAGAAGUCACCCUUGGACACCUGCAGAAAUGUGUAGAGCUUAACCUGGACAUUCCAUCACCCUAAGGAGAAGAGCUCUGUGGGAAUUGGUCACUUGUGGUGGCUGGCUGGCAAUUAGCAAUGCAAUGGGAAUCUUGACUGUCUGGUUGGUGAUUAGCAGGGCAUUUAAUGAAUGCUUUCAUGAAGUCAUAGCCUGAAGCCUGCAUUGUCUGGUGGGCAGUGAUGGAAGAACUGCUAGCACAGCUGGACAACAACUGUUUUGGUUUGGCUUUAUUCCUCUCUAGUUUCUCUCCUGAACAUUCCUUUCUAGGUCUUUCCAGAACAAAGAACUUCCCAACCCAGAAAAAUCCCCCUCAAGUUCAGUAAUUGUAUCAGAUAAAAUAGCUCCUGUGUUCUGGGUCAUGACACAGCAAAUGCAAGGUCUCCUCAUGAGCAUAUUCUUUACCAGCUCACGUGCCUAUGGACAGCAAGUUCUGCUUGUUUGAUCAUGAGGAAGAAAAUAGCCUUGGAAAAAAGUUUAGUACCACCUAAAAUAACAUAUUUCUUGCCUUCCAAUUUGACUCCAUUGUGACUUUUUAUUUAGAGAGCCUUAUUUGUGAAAGCAUUCUUCUCAGUCAGAAAAUCAAAUAAUUUAUUAAGGCCUUUUGAUACAGAAAGUUGUGUUUCUUCCCUGAAAUCAUGCAUAUAACACAGAUGUGAUGAUCUUAGUACUUCUUGCAGCUUAUGUGGUUUAAUGAAUCUGAUUUGGAGCUGACAGAAUUCCAAUGUUGAAUGAAUUAUACUUCCAAGAACUCUGUGCAACUUUCUUAAAUUUGAGUAAGUUUCUUUCUUUCUAAGUGAGUUGCCAUAAGCUGCACUGUUUUGAGGUCUAAACUUUGAACAGGCCACUUUGAACAAAAAAGUAUUGAGAUUUCCUAGAGAUUAGUGAGCCCUUAGAAUAAAAAAAAAGUACACAACCAAACAACACCCCCCCAAAAAACCACAACCAAACAAACCCUCCAGCCAAAGUCUGAAAACCAGUAGUGAAAAAUCUGUAGUGGACCCUAUCUACGGUCCAAAAGUUCUGUUUAGUUCUAUGUGUUCCAUGUUUUAUAUUUAAUUAAGAAAACAGUA